AUGUCUCAAUCAUCAAAUUCAACAAUAAACACAACCAUGAACAUUUUCUCAGAUGUAUUGGCGAUUACAGCUGAUAAUAAAGGCAUUUCAACUGAAACAGAACGUGGAAAGAAAAGAGCUGCUUCUUCAUUGCCUGAAGGCCAGGUAAAACAGAUUAUGACUGACCAUCCUGGAUGCGGAGGACGAUUUCCAAACUCUACUUCAACAUCUGUCGAUCAAUUGAAAUUUGUCAGUGCAGCUGAGAUGGCUGCUAAGGCUUGUACAAACGUUCAAAUGAUCCCCGAAAUUUCUGAUGAAGAACUACUUGAAAUGGCUAUUAAAUUCGAAAAGGAACAUCCACAAUAA
This is a messenger RNA of Adineta steineri, 345 nucleotides long. The record is from the annotation of a GenBank genome assembly. Lineage: Eukaryota; Metazoa; Rotifera; Eurotatoria; Adinetida; Adinetidae.